Molecule: messenger RNA, 632 nt
Organism: Vollenhovia emeryi
Lineage: Eukaryota; Metazoa; Arthropoda; Insecta; Hymenoptera; Formicidae
Gene: Nedd8
Product: NEDD8
Exons: 4
Coding region: 192-446 (84 amino acids)
Biological process (GO): regulation of proteolysis; protein neddylation; modification-dependent protein catabolic process
Cellular component (GO): cytoplasm; nucleus
Molecular function (GO): ubiquitin protein ligase binding; protein tag activity
Source: RefSeq, a predicted model, not a curated record
GCAGAUGGCGGCACGUCGUGUUUCCGACGAUGAAGCCAGAGGCUAGAGGUUAGAUUCGUGCGGUGGUGACAACAACCGCGACAGUGCUUUUGCGUAUUUGCAGGCCUCGCACGUUCUGUCGUCCCGUCUUUCUGGUGGUGUCGGAGAGCCGCUCCCGGCCGGUGAUAAACGCAGUCGUUAACAGUCGAAAGAUGCUGAUCAAAGUGAAGACCCUCACGGGGAAGGAGAUUGAAAUAGAUAUAGAACCUACAGACAAGGUAGAGAGAAUUAAAGAGAGAGUGGAGGAGAAGGAGGGAAUACCACCGCAGCAACAGCGGCUAAUAUUUUCCGGCAAGCAGAUGAACGACGAGAAGACUGCGCAAGAUUACAAAGUCCAGGGCGGUUCGGUGUUGCACUUGGUACUUGCGUUGAGAGGAGGCUGCAGAUACAACAUUCCUCAUUUAUAAACGGCAGCGAGGAGAAUAAUUAAAGAAUUGCAAGGGCCACGGAAGGGGGAAAAAAAGGAAAAUGUUUAUCAUCAUGUACGUGCACUCAUGAGUGACAAACUCUAUGUUAUUUUUAAUAGAAUAACAUAGUCAUGUGAUCUUUAAAACCCUAAAUAAAUAUUUAAUAAAGUAAUUUAAUCAUGAAAA